AUUUUUUUUCUCUAAACCCUUGUUCAGCCCUCGAAGUGCGGAGCAGAUGGAAAGAGUGUUGAUGAAAGAAAGAGAGAGAUAGAGAGUCAGGGUGAAACCAUGCUGUAUCUGAGGAAGCCUAGUGAGCGUAGUGACCGAGCCUGACGACCUGAUCACCCCAGACAACCAGGAAAGAUCAGUCUGGUCAACCUCAAGACCCGGACAUACACACUUCCAACAGGAGAAAAAGAAAUAAACAGAGAGAGAGAGUGAGAGAGAGAGAGCGAGACAGAUAGAGAGCGCGAAAGUUAAAGAGAGGAGAACGCCAGAUGUGUGAGAGAGAGCAGAGAGAAGGAGAUGCUCAGAGAGAGCGGACAGUGACCAGAAAGGAGACCAGAGGAAGAAAGAGAAACGAAAGAGACCACUGAGAGAGUGCCUGGGGUAGUGCUGAAAUCUGGAUUGUCUGUAAAGGGGUGUUUGACUUUUGGUUCUGUGGCUCUGAGAGACAACGGGAGCUCUGAGAAACAGUUUGGGGGAGUUCUGUGUUUCACUCUGCCAACAGUAUUACCUGUGUGUGGAAGCGAGACUGCUUCAGGUGUUCUGAAGAGGACAAAAUAGUAGCCAAAGAAAAGGAGGACAGAAAGAGGACAGAUAAAUAAAAAGGAAAGAAAGCUAUACAUUUAGAAAGAAAGAACAAGAAGGAACCAGAGAGUAAGAGCGAAAAACAAAGCUAGAGAUAGUCUAUAACAGAUAGACAUAAAGACAGGAUGGCCAACUCAGGAUUCCAGUUACUGGGUUACUUCCUGGCAUUGGGUGGUUGGAUAGGCAUCAUCUCCACCACGGCUCUGCCCCAGUGGAAGCAGUCUUCAUACGCGGGCGACGCCAUCAUCACGGCGGUGGGGCUCUAUGAGGGCCUGUGGAUGAGCUGUGCCUCCCAGAGUACAGGACAGGUGCAGUGCAAGGUGUUUGACUCAAUGCUGUCACUGGACGUUCACAUCCAGACGUGUCGUGCUCUUAUGGUGGUGUCCGUGCUGCUGGGCUUCAUAGGAAUGAUAGUGAGUGUAGUGGGGAUGAAGUGCACUAAGGUGGGCGACAAUAACCCUGCCUCCAAGGGGCUCAUCGCUGUGUCUGGAGGAGCCCUCUUUCUACUCGCAGGUCUGUGUACGCUGGUGUCCGUGUCCUGGUACGCCACUCAGGUGUCCUAUCAUUUCUUCAACCCAAACACGCCGGUCAAUGCCAGGUAUGAGUUUGGGUCAGCCCUGUUCGUGGGAUGGGCGGCGGCCAGUUUGACAGUUUUGGGUGGAUCCUUCCUGUGCUGCUCCUGCUCCAAUGAGGAGAGGCGAGGGCAGCAGUACUACCGCCAAUCACAACCAUCCACAGCCAGGGAGGCAGAGUUGUUGAGUGAGACUAGUUUCCCUGACUGACCAACCCCUGCCUGUCCCCCAGGACUGUCCGAGUUCCACUCACUGUCUCCCCUUUCCCUGUUCCUUCCUAGAUUCAAAAUUUGGACCUUUGUCUCUCCACUAUAGUAUUUGUUGCCCUCCCUCCCUCCCUCCCUCCCUCCCUCCCUCCCUCCCUCCCUCCCUCCCUCCCUCCCUCCCUCCCUCCCUCCCUCCCUCCCCAUACCCCAUUCCUAAAUGUCUGCUCCUUAUCAGUGUCUGAUAUUAAGGGUCGACACAAUGUCCGCCACCCCUUUAAGAGAUUGCUUCUUCCCUUCUCCCACUUCCUGAGCCUGUUUGUAAAUAUAGACUCUUAAAGGAGAAGUGUGGUUAGGUGGUUAGACCCCCCCCCCCCUUAUGACUAGAGGGGCAGUAUUUCACUGUAUUUCAACCUGUGAACCCUUUACUAGAAAGUCCAUGAUAUCCUUUUAUCUUUUAUUGACUGGACUUUAACUGAACACGAGAGACUUGUCGUGUCAUUAUGUUAUGUUGAUUUCUGCUUCACUAAUAUCCUGUGAUUUCUGGGUUGGUAGGAAUGUGCAUUUUGGUUUUGUUCUCUGAGUAUUCAAAUGUACAUUUACUGAAACAUGUUUUUUCUUUUAAAUUGCAGACCAAAUGUUAAACAUUCCCCACCAGAGAAAAAGGAGGAAUACUUAUAGUUUGGGCGACUCCUUUGGCCCCACGAUGUGUUAGAUUUUUGGCAACAGGCAAGACACUGUCUAACACAAACAGACAAGACACUCUCAAAGAAAAUAGAAGCAGACAAGACACUCUCAAUAGAAAACAUAAGCAGACAAGACACUUUCAAUAGAAAAGACACUUUCAGAAAGCAAACCAAAUAAAUCCAGAAUACACUGAAUACAUCUGCAGACCAACCCUAAUGGGUAGCUAGUACUGUAUCAUUCUUAAAGAUGCCCAUGUGUUAAAUGUUUGUCAAUGUAUUUUAGAAUCAGUUUUGUACACAAGCAAUAUUAAAUGGUAUUCUGCACAGGUGUUAUUUGUGCUCACACAUGACAAAUAACUGCUAUUUGGAUAAUUGAAAGCCAGUAAACCUGAAUCUAUGAUUCUUUCUGCCUGUAGUCUGUCUUUAGUUUCUGGGAGAGGAAGUCAUUCAGGGUGUGUUUAUAGAACAUAGAAUACAGAAGUGCCCAGAUGUUUAUACCACCACCUCCAGCCUUUCUACUACAUAUUCCCUACUGCAGUGCCUUAUAACAUGUGUGUUUGUGUGUAUGUUUUUGACUGUUAUACACGGAUCCCACAGUGUCUCAUCCUAUAUGGACAUAUGGUAAAACAUAUCCGUGGACAUCUUUUUCUCUUGCAUGAAAUGUACCAUUCAGACAAACUGUUGCAUGUAGUUAUAUCUCUGAUCAUGAAUAUGUACUGUACUGUAGCUAGUAUACCACUUAGAAAACAACAGACAGACAGAUUCCUAAAUGUCCCUAUCUGAUGAGAGCGAUGGCACGCUUUGUAAAAGUUGUGAGACGGUUUGGAAGAAGUACAUGUACAGUAGCCCAGAUUGAGGAUAUUACUAUACAUGCAUUCGAUUUAGUUAAGUGCCAAUAUGAUUUAGUGUGGAUGGAAGAUGUGUUUUGUUAUUGACUACGGCAACUUAUUCUGUACUCCGGGUGCUGAAAGCACUGUCUCCUGUACAGGUACUGUACUUAGUAACGGCCAGUUUGCUGAAUGUAAUCAGGUCAAACGUGUUUUUCUGUUGCCUACAUUUAUUUACCAUGCAUUUUCUUCAUCUAAUAUUCACUGUUAUUAUUUUAAGUAUCAUUUAUUUUGAAGUAUACUCAUGUAUGUUUCUUUUAGAAUAAAGUAAGAGCAUAAAAAA
This is a messenger RNA of Oncorhynchus tshawytscha (Chinook salmon), 3252 nucleotides long. It is a transcript of the gene cldn19, whose product is annotated as claudin 19. The record is from RefSeq and is a predicted model, not a curated record. Bases 747 to 1403 code for a protein of 218 amino acids. NCBI's taxonomy places the organism in Eukaryota, Metazoa, Chordata, Actinopteri, Salmoniformes, Salmonidae. Gene Ontology annotation, molecular function: structural molecule activity. Gene Ontology annotation, biological process: cell adhesion; bicellular tight junction assembly. Gene Ontology annotation, cellular component: bicellular tight junction; plasma membrane. The transcript is spliced from 5 exons.